Molecule: messenger RNA, 1149 nt
Organism: Hypoxylon trugodes
Lineage: Eukaryota; Fungi; Ascomycota; Sordariomycetes; Xylariales; Hypoxylaceae
Exons: 3
Coding region: 1-1149 (382 amino acids)
Source: RefSeq, a predicted model, not a curated record
AUGGAUGACCACGGGCGGAGGAGGAGGCCGAACGAACCGCCUGUUAACCCGCCGUCCAAUGCUAGAUAUUCCGUCCACGAUCCUAAUGCACAAGGAAGGUCGUACGGCGCGAGCGGGUCCGAUAGGUAUCGGCCCGCGCCUCUAAACACGUCGCCUACGGCAGCUCGUGGCAUUGGGGGCACGGCUACUUACAGUGGAUAUUAUCAAGAGCCGGCCACAGCUUUCUCCACCGCCAUGCAGCAGAACGCAAUGCCAUACCAAUCUGAAUACGGCCAAGAUACUCGGCAGGCUCAGAGUUUUGGUACUUACAAUACACCCAUGAUGUACAACGUACCACAAGCGAGCGCGCAAAGUGCCGUUUAUGAUACGAGUCAACAAUUCCCGUCUCGGCAACCUGCAGCACUGCAGAUGAUGCAAACGGAUGUAGCUACCCCCUAUUUCCCGAGCGAACCGACCAACGCGGCCACAGCGUCUACGUUGCAAUCACAUGCAGGCUCUUCGAGCGCGUCAGCAGUAUAUCAGCAGAGCCCGACUAACCAGCGCACAAUGCUCCAAAAUUAUCCAAGCGGGAUGGCUCCGAUGAGUGGAAUGGCGCAAGCGAACACGCCGGAGCAGGUUAUAGAGGAACCGGAGUAUUCGCAGACAACAGAGAUGGCCGAAGCCUACGAGCAUUACCAGACCGCUUUGAGGGAGGUCUUCACCAAUAUACGAAGCGGGGUGUUGCAAGCUGCCAGCGAGUCGCUACUAAAUAUUUCCGAGUGGUUGCUUUCGAAAGUUGUGGAACUAGGCCUCUCAGCAGACGAUGAAAACCUCUACAGAGAUCGCAUUAAGAUGUGGCAAGACUUCAACCAUGCAUGGCUCUCUUUAUUCCAGAGACAAAAGGAUAUGAUGGAAUCUGGCCAAGCGCUGCAGAGGGGCCAGACAUUGAUUGGAGAAGAGGGAUUGCGCAAGAUGGGGAAAGAGAUCGUGAGACUUUGCGACGGAAUCGACCGACACGGUCUAGUCGACUACGAAUAUGGAGUUUGGGAGGAGAACAUCAUUGGUGUUAUCGAGGAAUGUCUCGACCUCUACGAAAACGGAGAGGAGGCCGAAGCCGGUGGUUCCUCUACUGCUGGGACGAGCCGCCGCGGCCACCACACUUCCCGAUAA